Messenger RNA from Vavraia culicis subsp. floridensis, 1472 nucleotides. RefSeq names its product asparagine-tRNA ligase. Gene Ontology annotation, biological process: asparaginyl-tRNA aminoacylation. Lineage: Eukaryota; Fungi; Microsporidia; Pleistophoridae. Gene Ontology annotation, molecular function: ATP binding; asparagine-tRNA ligase activity. Gene Ontology annotation, cellular component: cytoplasm. The coding region runs from base 80 to 1435 and encodes 451 amino acids. The record is from RefSeq and is a predicted model, not a curated record. The transcript has a single exon.
GGUGAACUCGGCGCCUUAACAGGUAAAUUCACGGUUUCGUUAUUUUCUCUCAUCAAGGUCAUUUUCGCUUGGUAAAUUAAUGAAACUGCACUUUUUAACCCAUCAAAAAAUGACGGAAUCAAGAGAAUUUGACAAAUCUGAGUACACAAAAGUGCCACUCAAGGAAAUCAACAAGUCUCACAUCUUACAAAAGAUACACUCGUUCGGAUGGGUGUACAACAGGCGCAAUGCAGGACAGGCAGGCUGUUUCAUCAACAUGUUCGCACAAUACAAGAUACUGAAAUGUUUGUAUCCGCACAAAAUUGAUGCUGAUAACCUUACGAGAUGGACAUCCAUGGAUUUCUAUGGCACUGUCAAGGAAAAUUUUACCAAGGACGGUGCUGAGGUUGAGUUCCACAUCGAUCACUAUGAUGUAAGGAAAAUUGCGCCAUCUUUUCCUGUCAAUAAGGACACGCAGGCAUUUUCUUUGCUGGAAAAUGGGCAUUUGGCACUGAGGACACCCGAGCGCAUAUUUUUUUUGAAGGCGCGUUCGUACAUGUUGCGGUGUUUCAGGGAAUUUUUUUAUGAAAGGGAAUUCACGGAAAUAACGCCGCCGACCCUCGUGCAAACACAGGUAGAGGGUGGUAGCACGCUGUUUAAGCUUGAUUACUUUGGAAAGAAGGCGUUUUUAACACAGUCAUCCCAGCUUUAUCUUGAAACCGUAGUGCCUGUUGCUAUGAAGGCAUAUUGCAUGGUGUACAGCUACAGGGCUGAAAAGAGCAACACAACACGGCAUUUGACAGAGUAUACGCAUGUGGAGGCUGAGUUGGCAGAUAUUUGCUUUGAUGACCUGCUUAGCGUUAUCGAGGACAUGGUGUACACGGUGGUAACUGGUUUCUACGAAAAAAUGAGGGAGGAUAUUUUGGAGCUGUGUCCCGAUUACGAAUUUUUUGAGUUCAAACGCCCUUUUAAACGUAUAAGCUACAAAGAUGCGAUCAAAUACUUCAACGACGCGGGGUACAAGAAAGAUAACGGCCUUGAAUUUGUUUUAGGUGAUGACAUACCCGAUGCAGCAGAGGUAUUUCUCGUAAAGUCAUAUGCCGACAACACUCCGCUUUUCCUGACCAACUUUGAAACAGCAGCCAAACCAUUCUACAUGAAAACUACGGAUGAUCCGAAGUACACUGAAAGCGCUGACUUGUUGUUCCCGAAUAUUGGAGAAAUACUUGGUGGAUCAAUGAGGAAGGAGGAGUACCAGGAGUUGAUUGAUGGCUUUGAGCGCGAGGGUAUUGAUUCUAAGCCGUACUAUUGGUACACAGACAUGGCGAGAUUUGGUCCGUGCACGCACGGUGGUUUCGGGCUUGGAUUUGAAAGGUUGCUGGUCGGAUUGAUGAGAUGGAAGAAUGUUGCUAAGGGGUGUUUGUAUCCCCGCUUUGUUACGCGGUGCCAUCCAUAGGUCUGUGUUGAAUUGAGUAAACAUUUUUAUGGCCACA